AUGCCACUUAAUUUGGAAACUGAAGCAAUUGUGAAGUCCAUUGUUAAAGAAUGUACUGGCUUGCCGAUUGGAGUCAUCACGAUGGCAAGAACCAUGCGAGGAGUGACUGAUGUGUUUGAAUGGAGGGAUUCCUUGGUGAAAUUGAAAGAAUCAAGUAUAGGACAAACAAAUAUGGAGAAGAAGGUGUUAAUGAAUCUGAAAUUCAGUUAUGAUCGCCUUGGUAAUCCCAAUGUGCAACAAUGCUUCUUAUCUUGUGCACUUUAUCCAGAAGAUGAAUUGAUUCAUAAGUUUGAGUUGGUAGAAUUCUUUAUCGACCAAAGAUUGAUUGGUGAAUUGAAUACAAGGAAGGAACAAUAUGAUAGAGGCCUCACCAUAAUGAACAAAUUGGAAAAUGUUUGUCUAUUGGAAUAUUAUGAUAGUCCAUGGAGUGUUUAUGGGAAAAGGAUGAAGAUGCACGAUUUGAUUAGAGACAUGGCAUUGCACAUCAUGAGUGCGACUUCGAUUGUAAAAUCGGGAAAGGGAUUGAAGAGGAUUCCACAUGAGGAAUAUUGGACUGAUGCUUUGGAGAAAGUGUCUCUAAUGAAAAAUAACAUUAGCGAAUUUUCGUUGAACUUGUCACCAAAUUGCCCUAAGCUAUCAACUCUUCUAUUAGAUUAUGGCUUGUCACAUGAUGUGGUCAUCCCUAAUUCCUUCUUCAAAAAUUUAUGCGAGCUAAAGGUUCUAAAUUUGAGUGGACAUAAUAUGACAGAACUUCCAAAUUCCAUCUCAGACUUGGUAAACUUGAGGGCAUUAUUGCUUCGAUAUUGUAUGGAAUUGCGCCAUAUUCCUUAUCUAGGGAAGCUCACAUCUUUAAGAAAGUUGGACGCUAAAAACUGUAGGAGUCUUGAAGCCCUUGAGGGUCUGGAAAAGUUGGUGAACUUGAGAUACCUUGACCUUAUUGAAACACGUAUUGAGAGAUUGCCCAAAGGAAUGUUGGACCAUUUAUUAAACUUGCAAUAUCUUAAAUUUUUGGUGGUAAAUAAAGAAGACAUUACAAAAUUGGAGGCAUUGGAGACAUCUAGAUGCUACCUUAAAAAUGUGGAUGAUUUCAACAAGUGUGUGAGUGCUAUUGAGCGGAGUAAUAACCCUCGCUAUUACGACCUCAACGUGCAUCUAGAAAAAACAAAGUUUAUUGCGGAAGUAAGUGAUCAUACUCGAUUUGGGAAUUUGAGGAAUUUGGGGAGGGAGUCAUCAUUUGGGACUGGGGUCAUGCCAUUGUGA
This is a messenger RNA of Eucalyptus grandis, 1260 nucleotides long. RefSeq names its product probable disease resistance protein At4g27220. The coding region runs from base 1 to 1260 and encodes 419 amino acids. The transcript has a single exon. Gene Ontology annotation, molecular function: ADP binding. NCBI's taxonomy places the organism in Eukaryota, Viridiplantae, Streptophyta, Magnoliopsida, Myrtales, Myrtaceae. The record is from RefSeq and is a predicted model, not a curated record.